Messenger RNA from Coregonus clupeaformis (lake whitefish), 1957 nucleotides. It is a transcript of the gene stk3, whose product is annotated as serine/threonine kinase 3 (STE20 homolog, yeast). Gene Ontology annotation, biological process: intracellular signal transduction; regulation of MAPK cascade; protein phosphorylation. The transcript has 11 exons. Lineage: Eukaryota; Metazoa; Chordata; Actinopteri; Salmoniformes; Salmonidae. Gene Ontology annotation, cellular component: cytoplasm. Gene Ontology annotation, molecular function: protein serine/threonine kinase activity; ATP binding. Bases 178 to 1665 code for a protein of 495 amino acids. The record is from RefSeq and is a predicted model, not a curated record.
AAGGCACUGUUCUGUUGAUGUAAGCGCCAUGACACACGGCACAACCGAAUAGGAUUCAGCUGGCUAACUUGCCUGAAAACAACGACAACAAAGAAUGAAAACAUUACAAAUAGUAUUCUGAUUUUGUUAUAGUUCAGCAUUUGUAAACUCAAGGGAGAUUAUCUGAAGUUGUAAACCAUGGAGCCGACAGCGCCCAAAAGCAAGCUGAAGAAACUGAGUGAAGACAGUCUCACAAAACAACCAGAGGAGGUCUUUGAUGUUCUGGAAAAACUUGGUGAAGGGUCCUAUGGCAGUGUGUUUAAAGCCAUCCAUAAGGAGUCGGGCCAGGUGGUGGCUAUCAAACAGGUGCCUGUUGAGUCAGACCUCCAGGAGAUCAUCAAGGAGAUAUCCAUCAUGCAGCAGUGUGACAGUCCCUAUGUGGUGAAGUACUAUGGCAGCUACUUUAAGAACACAGACCUGUGGAUAGUGAUGGAGUACUGUGGAGCCGGCUCUGUUUCAGACAUCAUCAGACUACGCAACAAGACGCUCACAGAGGAUGAGAUAGCCACCAUCCUCAAGUCCACAUUGAAAGGUCUGGAGUAUCUGCAUUUCAUGAGGAAGAUCCACAGAGACAUCAAGGCAGGCAACAUUCUCCUCAACACAGACGGCCAUGCCAAGCUGGCUGACUUUGGAGUAGCGGGACAACUCACGGACACGAUGGCAAAGCGGAACACGGUGAUCGGGACUCCGUUCUGGAUGGCUCCAGAGGUCAUCCAGGAGAUAGGAUAUAACUGUGUGGCAGACAUCUGGUCCCUGGGCAUCACCUCUAUAGAGAUGGCUGAGGGCAAACCUCCCUACGCUGAUAUACAUCCCAUGAGGGCUAUUUUCAUGAUCCCAACCAACCCACCUCCUACGUUCAGGAAGCCUGAGCUGUGGACAGACGACUUCACACACUUUGUAAAGAAAUGUCUGGUGAAGAACCCAGAACAGAGAGCUACAGCCACACUGCUACUACAGCAUCCGUUCAUCACGGCAGCCAAGCCAGUCACCAUCCUGAGAGACCUGAUCACUGAGUCCAUGGAGAUGAAGGCUAAGAGACAGCAGGAGCAGCAGAGAGAGCUGGAGGAGGAGGACUCUGAGGAGGAGGUGGAGGUGGACUCCCACACCAUGGUGAAGUCUGGAUCAGAGGGGGCUGGCACCAUGAGAGCUGCCAGCACCAUGAGCGACGGAGCUCAGACCAUGAUAGAGCACGGCAGCACCAUGUUAGAGGCAGACCUGGGAACCAUGGUCAUCAACAGUGAUGAUGAGGAGGAGGACAACGAUGAAGGCUCCAUGAGGAGACACCCCACCCCCCAGCAGGCCCUGAGACCCUCCUUCAUGGACUACUUUGACAAGCAGGACUCUAAGGUCCAACAGGAGAGCUAUAACCAUAACCAGCAGCAGGAUCCAGGCUAUCACAUCAGCCAGGCUAAGAACGUCUUCCCUGACAACUGGAAGGUUCCUCAGGACGGAGACUUUGACUUUCAGCUAAAGAACCUUGACUUUGAGGAGCUGCAGCAGCGUCUGACGGCUCUGGACCCCAUGAUGGAACGAGAGAUCGAAGAGCUCCGACAGCGUUACACCGCCAAGAGACAACCCAUCCUCGACGCAAUGGACGCAAAGAAACGCAGACAGCAGAACUUCUGAAGAGCCUGACCUGAGGAAGACAUUCUGACCUGGGCCCGUUUUCAGACUGCGUCUCAGAUUCAGGAGUGCUGAUCUAGGCUAAGGUUGUUCACUUACCAUGUAAUCUUAUUGCUUAAAAAUACUAUUAAAUAGAUGUUUUAUUGUCACAAGGCAAAGCUGAUGCUAGAUCAGCACUCUGACAGCAGAACUGCUGAGGACCUUAGAGAAGGCUGUUAAGACCUGACCCAGGGAGAGGAGAGACCUGGCCAAGGGAGAGGAGAGACCUGGCCAAGGGAGAGGAGAGACCUGACCA